AUGGGCUUCUACUUGUGGAAGGAGGUCCAGUGGUGCGCUCUGACUCUGGUUCUGUUCCUUCCUGGAUCCGCGCUGCACCUGCUGAGCCUCAAGUGGUUCAAUGACGACGGUGACUCCCCCCUCCUCACCCUCACCCUCACCCACGUCCUGCACCUGGGCAUCCUCAAGAGGUCAGUCUCCCCCUUCUCACCCUCACCCACGUCCUGCACCUGGGCAUCCUCAAGUGGUCAAUCUCCCCCUCCUCACCCACGUCCUGCACCUGGGCAUCCUCAAGUGGUCAAUCUCCCCCUCCUCACCCACGUCCUGCACCUGGGCAUCCUCAAGAGGUCAGUCUCCCCCUCCUCACCCUCAGGAGGUCAGUCUCCCCCCCUCACCCUCAGGAGGUCAGUCUCCCCCUCCUCACCCUCAGGAGGUCAGUCUCCCCCUCCUCACCUUCAGUAUGUCCAGCCUCAGUGCCACAUGAAUAUGUCAUUUGGAAACGAUGCCUAUCAGAUUAAGAUGACCCACGUGACAGCAGAUUGCACUACUCCAGGUUCUGUUGAUCAUUCUGACCAGCCUCAGUGCCACAUGAAUACGUCAUUUGCAAACGAUGCCCCUCAGAAACAGAUGACCCACGUGACAGCAGAUUGCACUACUCCAGGUUCUGUUGAUCAUUCUGACCAGCCUCAGUGCCACAUGAAUACGUCAUUUGCAAACGAUGCCCCUCAGAAACAGAUGACCCACGUGACAGCAGAUUGCACUACUCCAGGUUCUGUUGAUCAUUCUGACCAGCCUCAGUGCCACAUGAAUACGUCAUUUGCAAACGAUGCCCCUCAGAAACAGAUGACCCACGUGACAGCAGAUUGCACUACUCCAGGUUCUGUUGAUCAUUCUGACCAGCCUCAGUGCCACAUGAAUACGUCAUUUGCAAACGAUGCCCCUCAGAAACAGCCUCAGUCCCACAUGAAUACGUCAGUUGGAAACGAUGCCAAUCAGAAACAAAUUCUUGCACAGCACACAUGGGAAGUCGAUUAUGUACCAAAACUGAUAAGGACAAAAAGUGUCAUAAUGAAAGACACAAAUCAUCUUGACUGUGAGUUUUAUGAUUCUACAAUGGAUAGUUCAGACAACUAUGUCCCAGAUACCUCGCUCUGCUCACAGCUGAUGUUGUGUUUGUCUCCCUCUGGUGGCAGGCUCUGGGACUGCGUGCGCUCCGUCCUCCUCAUGCAGGAGUCGGGAGCAGAGCUGGGCGCAGCAGUGAUGCAGCAGGCGGACGUGGCUGCGCUGUGGCUCCUGGAGGCCCUGGUCCUCACCCUCCCACAGAGCCUCCUGCAGGCUUAUGUCCUGGUCUCUACUGAUGUGGGUCUCAUGUCUCCUGUGGCUCUGUUCUGCGGCCUGUGCCUGCUGUCCCUGUCCUGGGCCCUGGUUCUCUUCAGCAGGGCGUGUUGUCUGAUCCGACCCGGGCACCUGGCCAUGCCGCCCGCCGCCCUGCUCUGCCAGCUGCUCUGGAGGUUCGGGAUGAUCGCAGCCAGAGUCACAUGCCUCAUGUUCUUUGCACGGGUCUUCAGGUGGUGGGUCUGCGGCGUGGCAGGCUUCCACUGGCUGACCGCCUCCUUCUGGCUGGUGUCGCAGCAGUCUGACAUCUGCACGGGCCCCUGGUGCUGGAGGGCCUUCAACGCGGUGCUGGGGCUGGUGCACGUCUUCCUCUUCCUCAACGUGAAGGACGGCCCCUCGCGCUUCCGCAUGGCGAGCUUCUACGCCUUCAUGUUGGUGGAGAACAUCACUCUGGUCCUCGCGGCCUUUGACCUCUUCAGUGAAGUGUCCUGGGACAACAUGACCCUCCCCACGGCCGUGCUCAGCAGCUUCCUGAUCGAUUCCAAUGGAAUAACUGGGGAAAUGCCUACCAAAGACCAACGAAACGUCUCUGUCGUGAAGUACCUAAUGAGUGUGUGGAAGCACUCGGAACAGAGGACAUCGCACAAGGGCAAGAAACUAAAGCUGCAGGGGACCAUGAUUACGUUGUGUGUCCUUCUCCUUGUAAACUAG
Messenger RNA from Knipowitschia caucasica, 2025 nucleotides. Lineage: Eukaryota; Metazoa; Chordata; Actinopteri; Gobiiformes; Gobiidae. The record is from the annotation of a GenBank genome assembly.